GUUAGCAUAACUUGUGCGUAUUCUCACUCAUUCGCGAGACUCUUCUGGCUCGUGGUAUUGACCUCUGAAGCACUCUUUAUUGUGGCUGUAUGUAUAGUGUUUCAUUCUCGCCAAAAGGCCCUCACACCGAGACAUUGCUUUGUUGUUUUGAUAGAGGUUUAUUUUCUCGAGGAAUUCUCGGUUUGUUGCAGUGUUCUGUAUUGUUUUGCUCAUGUGUGUUAUCGUGACGGUUAAGUGGCGGAAAAUCACUAGGGAAUGCAAAGAGGGGCAAGAGUGAAAAGUUUGUGAUGGCUAAAACACAGAGGCGCACAGACGAGGCCACGAUAGAGUACGAGCGCGUGUUUGGUCACGUGGCAUCAUUUGGAACCUAUCAAAAGGCUCUCUACUGUGCCGUCAACUUCCUCGUCUUACCCAUAAGCCUUCAGUUCGGUAACCUGCUCUUCAGCUUCGGCGCUCCUGCCUUUCAUUGCGUGACUCCAAAUAUCACGUGCCCCACCAAGAAAUGUUGCGCCAACUGUACAGCGUACACAUUCGACGGCCCUUUCACUAGUAUAGUUAAUGAGUGGGACCUCGUCUGCAAACGUGCCUACAUCGCCGCCACAACUCAAGCGAUAUUCUUUGUGGGGAUGACCGUGGGCUCAGUUUUGUCUGGGAUGCUCUCAGAUGCAAUUGGGAGAAAAAUAUCACUGGGACUGAACUCCGCCCUCAUGGUAAGUACGGCGACUAAAAUAUCACUGGGACUCAACUCCGCCCUCAUGGUAAGUACGGCGACUAAAAUAUCACUGGGACUCAACUCCGCCCUCAUGAUAAGUACGGCGACUAAAAUAUCACUGGGACUCAAUUCCGCCCUCAUGGUAAGUACGGCGACUAAAAUAUCACUGGGACUCAACUCCGCCCUCAUGGUAAGUACGGCGACUAAAAUAUCACUGGGACUCAAUUCCGCCCUCAUGGUAAGUACGGCGACUAAAAUAUCACUGGGACUGAACUCCGCCCUCAUGGUAAGUACGUCGACAAAAAUAUCACUGGGACUCAACUCCGCCCUCAUGGUAGGUACGGCGACAAAAAUAUCACUGGGACUGAACUCCGCCCUCAUGGUACGUACGGCGACUAAAAUAUCACUGAGACUCAACUCCGCCCUCAUGGUAGAUACGGCGACUAAAAUAUCACUGGGCUUAAACUCCGCCCUCAUGGUACGUACGGCGACUAAAAUAUCACUGGGACUCAACUCCGCCCUCAUGGUACGUACGGCGACUAAAAUAUCACUGGGACCAAACUCCGCCCUCAUGGUACGUACGGCGACUAACAUAUCACUGGGAAUCAACUCCGCCCUCAUGGUACGUGCGGCGACUAAAAUAUCACUGGGACUCAACUCCGCCCUCAUGGUAGGUACGGCGACAAAAAUAUCACUGGGACUGAACUCCGCCCUCAUGGUACAUACGGCGACUAAAAUAUCACUGGGACUCAACUCCGCCCUCAUGGUACGUACGGCGACUAAAAUAUCACUGGGACUCAACUCCGCCCUCAUGGUAGGUACGGCGACUAAAAUAUCACUGGGACUCAACUCCGCCCUCAUGGUAGGUAGGGCGACUAAAAUAUCACUGGGACUCAACUCCGCCCUCAUGGUAAGUACGGCGACUAAAAUAUCACUGGGAAUGAACUCCGCCCUCAUGGUAAGUACGGCGACUAAAAUAUCACUUGGACUGAACUACGCCCUCAUGGUAAGUACGGCGACUAAAAUAUCACUGGGACUCAACUCCGCCCUCAUGGUACGUACGGCGACUAAAAUAUCACUGGGACUCAACUCCGCCCUCAUGGUACGUACGGCGACUAAAAUAUCACUGGGCUUAAACUCCGCUCUCAUGGUAAGUACGGCGACAAAAAUAUCACUGGGACUCAACUCCGCCCUCAUGGUAAGUACGGCGACUAAAAUAACACUGGGACUCAACUCCGCCCUCAUGGUAGGUACGGCGACUAAAAUAUCACUGGGACUGAACUCCGCCCUCAUGCUAUGUAGGGCGACAAAAAUAUCACUGGGACUCAACUCCGCCCUCAUGAUGGUCUUCUCGUUCGCGGCCUCAUUCGCCAACUCCUAUCCGCUUCUGACCGUCCUCCAGUUUUUCGUUGGCGCGACUCUAACCGGCACCAUGCUGUCUAUUUACACCUACGGCAUGGAGAUCAUCGGACCGGACAAGCGGACACUUGCCGGCAACGCGAACGAGGUUUUCUGGACUGUCGGCAACACUAUGAUCGUCGUCAUCGCAUACUUUAUUCGAGACUGGCGCUGGUACAUGAGAAUCUCGGGGCUGCCGUCUAUCUUGUUCCUCGUGUUUUGGAGGUUACUCCCAGAGACACCAAGGUGGCUUAUUGCGCAUGGGCGGCUGGAAGAGGCACGUGAUGUUCUUAUCAAAUACGGCUCUUGCUCCAACACGAAAUCUCUAGACCCAGAAAUGCUUGGCAACCUAAUCCACGAGAUUCGGGAGAACCAGUUACACAGAGCGCGAAAGAGAGGGAAGGGGUUUACAAUACUUGACUUGUUCCGGACACCCAAGAUGCGGAAAUGGACGCUUAUACUUGGCUUCAACUGGUUUGUCAUUGGUUUGUCGAGUUUUGGCUUUGUUCUCUACGUCACAGCCCUGGCCGGUGAUCUCUAUCUGAACUUCAGCUUACUUCAAAUCGUUCUUCCCACAGUGCAGAUCGCGCCUGUCUGGUUCAUUUUGCACAGGUUCGGUCGUCGCAUUCCUCAUUUCUGCAUUCUUCUUCUCGCUGGUCUUGUUUGUCUACUUAUUAUUCCUAUUCCUAAAAGGUACUCAAUGGUCCUCACUGGUAUAUCUGUGCUGGGAAAGUCUCUAGUGGGCAGCGGUUGGACCACGGUCUAUCUAAUUACUUCCGAGUCCUAUCCCACAAUCCUCAGGAAUACUGCGCUAGGAACAGGUUCCCUGUGUGGACGUCUAGGGGCGAUGAUUGCGCCAUACGUGGCGAUGAUGGCACAGCUUCCAUCAGUCAGCCUCACCGUCCCAGUCAUCAUAUUCGGUGGGGUGGCUGUGGUGGCUAGUGUGACGUCAUUGUGGAUACCAGAGACACAUUAUGCUCCAAUGCCUCAGACAAUCGAAGAGGCUGAGAACCGGGAAGACUUCUACGGAAUUCCUUGCUGUUUGAAAAGCGUCGAGCUUGAAAGUAGUGAAAAUAUUAGCCCUGAGGAGUGGAAUGUCGAUGGACUUGUUGAAACACAGCUGUGAUUUCUUGGGAAAUUACGAAUGAAGUUCCUUUCGGUCAAAAGGUAUAAAGAGGUGUGUGAGUUCUAAAGCCUAGUCCCUUGUGCUAUACAUGGGCUUUCUGUGGUUAGCCAUGAGGCAAGGGGGUCUGAGGAGAGGAUCUACAUCAUCAACCACAGGAAACCCAAAACAGGAAACUUGAAAAGAAUGCCAGUGAUUUGAGAGGACUGAAGAUUGGCAAGAAUAAGAUGAUGGUGUGAUUCCAAGAAAAAUAUUCUAAGAGCUACCCAGCUUUGUAUACAUUACAGGCUUUAACAACAAAACAGUGUUUCUGUUAGAAAUAUAACUAUGGGCAAGUUUAACAGGAAUUCCAAGAAUUCCCCUACAUCAUCAAGGAAAUAGACCAUGUAUUUUGAUAAAAGAGUUUUCAAAAAACAUGUUUUGGCUAUCAGUCAAAAACAAUUUUAUAACUUAAGAAACAUUCCUUUCAGCUGCUGAAUGAAUACAAUGGUUUAAACAUGUACCCACAAUAUAUUUAUUCAAAGUUGUGUCCUUGUUUUGGCUAUCUAAAACUCCUCACACAAGAAAAUUCUAUUCUUUAGCUCUGUAUUUCCCAAAAGGUAACAUGAAUGUUUUUUUUUCAUACAAUGUCAAUUACGAAUACUAUUUCCAGGACAGAAAAUGUUGGCGUUGAGAGGUUCUGGGGAAAUUUGCUCUUUGGGGAGAAGAAUUAAUUUUUGGAAUUGCACAUUAUGAUUUGUGUGCUCCCUGAAAAAACCGUAAUAUGUAAGAAAUUGAGCAAGUGUUUAGACCAUAAUUUGGAAAUCGUUCCUAAUUACUAGGGUUAAGAUAUAUUUUAUAAUAAAAUGUUCACCACAUUUUCAAGUAUAAAAAAACAGAUAAAAGAUAUUUGGGUGAAAUAGUCA
Messenger RNA from Nematostella vectensis (starlet sea anemone), 4138 nucleotides. Its product is annotated as organic cation transporter protein. Lineage: Eukaryota; Metazoa; Cnidaria; Anthozoa; Actiniaria; Edwardsiidae. Gene Ontology annotation, biological process: transmembrane transport. The transcript has 10 exons. Gene Ontology annotation, molecular function: transmembrane transporter activity. The coding region runs from base 288 to 3236 and encodes 982 amino acids. The record is from RefSeq and is a predicted model, not a curated record. Gene Ontology annotation, cellular component: membrane.